Molecule: messenger RNA, 2450 nt
Organism: Hylaeus anthracinus
Lineage: Eukaryota; Metazoa; Arthropoda; Insecta; Hymenoptera; Colletidae
Gene: SCCRO4
Product: DCN1-like protein 5
Exons: 6
Coding region: 465-1253 (262 amino acids)
Biological process (GO): protein neddylation; positive regulation of ubiquitin-protein transferase activity
Cellular component (GO): ubiquitin ligase complex
Molecular function (GO): ubiquitin conjugating enzyme binding; cullin family protein binding; ubiquitin-like protein binding
Source: RefSeq, a predicted model, not a curated record
GCAAUAAAAUGAAAUAAAGCGGACCUGUGAAAAAGUUUUAUUUAACCGUGCAGCGUUUAGGUAGUACAAAAUAUCCAAAUUAGUAGACUAGCUAGAUAUUUGAUGACGCUGACACUAUGCUUAAUAUUAUUUUUAUAGACCGUACUGCAAACCAAGUUUUAUAUUGAUGUUGACUUUUGACUGUGAGAAAUACAUUUCUGGUACAAUUACUCUAGUGGUUCGUUGAAGAAGGUAGGGAGGGUAUUUGUUUGCAAUAUCACAUGUACAAAGCGGUUAAAACUAGUGUAAGAAAAGUUCAAAAUUACGUGAUACUUCAAUUAAUCGUCGAACCUAACCUCAUACUCGAUCUUCUAACACGGAAGGGAGAUGUCAGUUUAACAAGUACAAACCAGUUAUAUUACGGAUCCUUUGAAUCACGUUAAUUUUUCUGAUUACUUACGUCUUCGCUGCGUGUUAAACGAGGGAUGCCACGCAGCAAGCGUAGAGCGCCCUCUAGCACAAAUCAUCAUCAUACAUCUAUUGAAAUGACACCUAGUGCCCAUGAAGAGGGUAUACCAAGGCAUCCAUCGAAACGGCUUAGACAUACAUCUAGUGCAAGACGUUAUACAAAAACAGAAGAUGUUUCAAGCACUUCAUCCUUUUCCCAAAAGCGGUGUAUCACAUGGUUUAGAGAAUACACAACACCUGAUGAUUCAGACACUCUUGGUCCUGAAGGAAUGGAAAAGUUUUGCGAAGAUAUUGGAGUAGAACCUGAAAAUGUUGUAAUGCUUGUUCUUGCAUAUAAAAUGAAUGCCCGUCAAAUGGGUUUUUUUACACUAAGCGAAUGGUUAAAAGGCCUUUCGGAAUUACAGUGUGAUUCUAUUAGUAAAAUACAACAGAGACUUGAGUACCUAAGGAUUCAGUUAAACGAUCCUCAUACUUUCAAAGGAAUUUACAGAUAUGCUUAUGAUUUUGCUAGAGACAAAGAUCAAAGGAGUAUGGAUAUGGAAACUGCAAGAGUUAUGCUACAAUUACUUUUGGGAAAGCAUUGGCCACUGUUCACACAGUUUGCUCAGUUCCUAGAUCAAUCAAAGUACAAAGUGAUUAAUAAAGAUCAAUGGUGCAACAUUUUAGAAUUUUCUCGUACAAUCAAUCAUGAUUUAUCUAAUUAUGAUUUAGAUGGAGCAUGGCCAGUGAUGCUUGAUGAAUUUGUUGAAUGGUUAAAAAUGCAACGAGGUAAGGAAGCAUCGUCAACAGAAGUUAGAGGCAGCUGAAACAUUCAAUAAAAAUAGUCCACUGAAAUAAAAAGAACUCAUCUCUUCUAUCAUCAUAUUUUGUUAAUAACAAAAUUUCUGUUUAUAUCAUAACCUCGCAACACUUCAGUUAUCACCAUUCGUACUAUAUUUUUUUAUUAAUCGGUAAUGUAAGUAGCUUAUAUUAAUAUGAUUUUAUGGUAUAUUUUAAACAAAUUCUGCUUGAAAACCUUUUAGAUCAUUCUCAAUUACUUAUCACCAUUCAUAGAUGAUCCAAUAUUUGUCGCAGAAACUCUUGUGAUUAUGAGUAAAACUCUUUUAAUGUUUCAUUUCCAUUUGAUAUGCAAAUUCUAUGCAAAACAAAUAAAUUUAUUUAUAAAUAUACUUGAAAAAUUAUUUAAAUUUGUUUGCAAACUACAUAACAAUUACAUAGAAAUAUUAUACAAUAUUUAAUAUUUGAAAUACAACAAAACACAUUGAAACAUACCACUUACUUAAUAUUAAAUAUUUCCUAUAAAUGCCACAAAUAUUAAUAUAAAUUAGAAUAUUAAGUCUCAUUGAAUCAUAUAUUUAUGAAGUAUAACUGAAAUUAAAUUUUAUUCGCAAAUAAUGGCUUUAGGAACGCUACGUUAUUUCUAUUAUCAUACACAAUACCUUCAAUCUUUAAAAUUUUAUUUAUUUCUUUUUAUUCCUUCUCCCAUUUCUCAUCAUAAAAAUUUUUGCGACGACUUCAAUGGAUUAAUGUAUGGUGGUUAUUUAAGUAAUUCUGUAAUAUAUUCUAAUCGUUGAACAUGUUAUUUAGCAGAAUAUUUAGACGUACAUUGCGGUUCUAAAUUUUAUCCCGUAAAUAAAUUUUGUCAAAUAAUAACAUAGGAAAUCAUUGCAAUUGCAAUUACGAAUUAGUUUAAUUAUUAAAUCAAAUUUGUUUAGUUAUGUGUACUUGUACAUUUUUUCCUGCAUGUGUACUUCCAUUACAAAUAACGUUAGCGAUAUAAUAUAAAAUUAAAUUUCGAAUUUCGCUCAUAACUUUUAAAUUAAUAGUAUCCUUACACUCACGGAUGAAAAGUAUCUAAUGGAAAAUUAUAAACUCAUACAUAAUGAAGGAAUUAGAAACAAGAAUUUAAAAUCAUUGUAUGCCGCUGCAAUAUAACUGCCAUGUGGAGAAUGUAAUGUAACGAAAGAACGUGAAUAAAUAAAAUACUUUUUUCAAUAUCCCCA